Molecule: messenger RNA, 4178 nt
Organism: Gadus chalcogrammus (walleye pollock)
Lineage: Eukaryota; Metazoa; Chordata; Actinopteri; Gadiformes; Gadidae
Exons: 10
Coding region: 1151-3046 (631 amino acids)
Biological process (GO): cytokine-mediated signaling pathway; immunoglobulin mediated immune response
Cellular component (GO): external side of plasma membrane
Molecular function (GO): cytokine receptor activity
Source: RefSeq, a predicted model, not a curated record
UUAAGGGCGGAUCAUACCAGGCUACGAUAAACCCAUCCUUUGGCAUGAGCCAAACCUAUAAUCUAGUUCUACUUCAAAACAAAAUCACAUGGGCCCCAAGUCAAUAUGCUGCGACGGGCAAACUUAAAUAACCAAACGGCCUACCUUAAAUCGAUGUCUUGAUCACAGGACUUCUUGCAAUAUUCCACUUUAAUCCAUACGGUUUAACACACCAACAUUGCUAGCAAGCAUGUGAUAACAUUGUAUUGCUAAUUCAGAACUGUGUAGGCUACAAUAUUUUCUUCCGUUUCUUGACCUCAGCAUAACCCCCCUCCGAACAACUGCCAAGUCCAACACAAGUCUGGCUAUUAACGAGCCCAUCCUCAGCCUCACCAUCGCGAGUCGUGUUUGAACUUGAUUUCUUUCGAAAUAGUAAAAACUUGUCCAUAUUUUUUAAGCGCCAACGAGCCGGCAACGAACAUCUCUGACUGAUAAUCUCGCCGCGAGAUGUCCGCAUAUUUGAAAUGUUAUUUAUUUUUCGUAAGACUAUGCUAUUAAUGAAAUUAUUGUUUCAUGUACAUUAAAUAAUAAUUAAUUAAUAUUGUACAUAUUGCUUGGGAUAGUUUGUGUUAAUUGUGUGUAUGUGUUUUUUUUUAAUCUGUUCAUGUCACUUACAGAGUGUGCGCAUGCCCAACGCUCGGGAACUGGGCACGGUGAGGGGGAGGGGAGGAGAGGAGAGUCCCAGGCUGACUCGUGUUCAUUUGAACGACAGUCCAGUCACGGCCCUGAAAUGUUGACGCUACUCACUGAUUAUGCACUUAAUCUGGUGAUUCAUAUGACAGGAAUGGUCGGUAUGGUGACGGGUACCGCAUUCGGCCAUAAAACAAAGACCGUUUAGACAACGUGAUAUUUCUGCUUUUUUAUUUCUGGGGGAGGAGGCUACGAAAUGGGGAAACUAUAAGUAAAAGACCGUGGGUGCACAUCCAAAAGGUCAGCACGCUUUUUGGCUCAUCUGCAUUUUCUCCGAAUCCCCCGCCUCCAUGUUUUUCACAGAAACAGCGACAUUCUGAACAGCAGAUCAUAUAAAACAACCCGACAUGGAAACCUCCACAGCCUUCUGCUUGGGCCACUGAGGACCUACCUUGGUGAAGACUCCCAGAGGGCCAGAGACAUGGGGAAAUGGGGAUGGCGAGUGGACGCCUCCCGUUGGUCUCUUCAACUGCUGCUGCUCCUGGCCUCGUCAUCACUGACUCUGGCCACCAACCUUACCGGUCUCAAAUGUCUGUGUGACUUCAACACCACCAUCUCCUGUGAUUGGAACAGCUCUUUAUCGGCCCAGUUUCCUCCCAUCACGGCUGCCACCUCAUGCAAGCUCAAAACCGAAAAGAUACGCCCCGGUGGUGUAUCAGCUAGCUAUAAAUCGGAAUGUGAUAUGAGGCCCCGGGACCCUGCUCACCCAGCCUUACGAGCAUGCAGCCUGGUCUUACCACCAAAUUUGAGCCAGGGGUUUAGACACAGUGAUAAGUGGAAAAUUGUUCUGGACUGUGAGUCUGUGAACACCACCACCAUCAUCUACAGGCCAGCAGACUACGUAAAGCUGAAGAGACCCAGCACGCCUGAGGUCAACCUGACCGCCGUCUCCUUAUUCUCUGAGGUCCCUAGAUUACAAUGGAUUGACUGGCGUGACAUCCAACUGCAGUGGAUAAAAGUGGGUCAACCAUGGGGGGCUCAGAACAUUACGAUGGAAACCGAGUGCAAACCCCUGUGCCAGAUGGAGUUAACCGGGCUGGAGAAGAGAGGGCGGUACCAGGCGCGCAGCCGAGUCCGUCCUAGCGAGGCCGUGUACAAAUCAGAGUGGAGCGACUGGAGCCCUGUGUUGCACUGGGUCUCUGCCGUCGGGACGGAAGUAUCAUCAACGACAGAAAGAGAGUUUGUUAUGCAGUGGGAAGCUCUGGUGACAGCAGUCGUAGGUGCAGUGGUGUUUCUGUCCCUAGCCAUCAUCGUCUGCAAGACAGACAGAGAGACCUGGGUGUUCAUGGUGAAGAAGAUCAGUGGUCCUCCUCUGCCAAACCUGGAUCACUUACUCGGUCCUGAAGGCAAAUCUCUGGUUUGGCUGAAGCCUGGCUUCCCCAGCGAGUCCCAUCACACCCUGACUGGGCUAGAUUUGAUCUCCUCAGUGGAGGUCACCAGCCGCCAGUCUGCAACACUGAACCUCAGGGCCUCCUCCAAACACAGCCGGUCUGCACCACUUGCGCAGGAGCUCAAGGCCGCCUCCAGGUACUCCAACCCAAGCUAUCCCCACCUGCUCCUCCACGUCGAGGCCCACCCUAACCUGAAGCCCUGCAGCGCCGACUCCCCUUAUGGACCCAUGGGCGGGGGAGCCGUGGGUGAGGCGGCAACGGGAGGAACAGAGGAGUAUCAGGGGGAGGGCGGAGAAGGAAGGGCUCCAUCGGACCUGAAUCUACUCAACAUGAUCCCCGGCGCUCCUAUCGGCACUACCGGGUCCAUGAAGUUCUGCAAGAGAUACGAAGAGGUGGGAGAGGGAGGAGGCAGCACGGCUGAGGGUGGGUCUCAAGGUUCAGAGAGUCAAGAAGAGGAAGGAGAAGAAUCGCCGAUUGAAAAGUUGCUGAGUCAAGGAUUCGUCCGGGGAGAUAUCAUAGGUCAGGGGUCACUGGAGGUUUGUUUGGACUAUGAAAAGGUCGGGUCACUGGAGGUUUGUUUGGACUAUGAAAAGGUGGGGUCACCGGAGGUUUGUUUGGACUAUGAAAAGGUCAAGUUGCUUGAAGUUAGAGCCAUGAGCCCUGACUCAGGUGUAGGCAGUGGGGGGGAGGAGCAAGUCAGUGUGGAGAGCCUGGAGGGUGUGGAUUUCUCUCUUGGCACCAAAACAUUUACAUUUCCUCCGCUUUCGGGCACAGAACUACGACUCCCUGGUUCACUUAUCGAGAGUUCCCCGUUUUUCCCAGGGCAAGGACCGAGUUCAUCCUUGUCAUUUAAUUCGGGAGAUGGCGUUUCCAUGACGAGUACAACCACAUUGCUGCCCUCUAGUGGCGGAUAUAUGCCAGUGUAAACACAACUGAAAACUGAAAAUACCUAUCAUCAUAUUAUCUAUGCAAUGUCAAGUUAUUAUUUUUUUGGGGAUAUUUUUGCAUUAAAAACUGAUUAUUAAUUAUUCACUAUGAACUUUCGCACUCAUUGUUAGGCUACACAUUGAAGUGGUGGCAUAGGCUUAUCGUUCAUCCUUAAACCCCUAACAACCUAUGAUAACUGCUUUAUUUAUAUUCCAUAGCAUAUGUUAAGCAUCAACGAGGGUUUAACGUUUCAAAGAGACCAAUCAUAUCUCCUUAAAUAGAGUACUAAUAGCGUAGGUGAAUACAGCUGGAGUCCGAGGUGAAUUCGGUAUCUAUUUUAACCGUUUUUGUUCCCUUAAAGCGCUGUUGCUGGGUGUCAACCCUCUACGUCACAAACACCUGUUGCCUGCAAGCUUCGCACUCGCAGCUUCACCUGAAGAUUGAUGGAUCAGAUGACGUCUCGUUUAACGAUAGAUUGCUAUUUUCGUUUUUUAAAAAUUGCGAAUGAUUGUGAGAUCAACACAGCACUAAUAUGACACGAAUUGGAUGUAGGUGAUCUUUGGAAAAUAUUUGACCGAUAUUUAUCUUUGGACACAUAAGCCUAGAAUCGGCGACGUUUUGCGAGGAGCAGGCAGGUGUUGGUGAUCCUUGCGAAACGUCGUCGGAUUAAAAUGUGCAAGACUAAUGGUUAUUCACAGAAUUAACUGCGCGUUUUGUAAUGGCUCCCCGGCAUGGCUCCACCGAACUGCGGGUCAAGAACUCUGAGGUGUCACCUGUGGUAGUGGAUCAACAGGUAAAUGCAGCGACGGACAAGCUUGACGGCUUUUCUUUGUGAACCGUAUGAUACAGAAUGUACAUUAAACCAAAUAAUGAGCUAUUUGUGUCUGUCUAUAUGUCUAUAUCAAUAGGCUUAUUGUAGAAGGUCAUGUCAAUUCGGCCUACCAAAUGUCUAUAACAAUAUCAAUCAAUCCACGACCUGAUCCAACUACUUUAGUGCAUACUGCACAAUGCAGAAUCACUGGUUUGCCAUGUUUCUCCGAAUUAAAGAGAUUAUUUUCUCAAAAUUCCGAAAUAAGUUUUCAUGGAGAAUAAGCUCAACCCCACCGCUAGAAGGCCUACUACAUUUUAAAC